GAAAUUUGGAUAUAAACAAAUAGUAAUAUAUUUUAUUUAAUGAAGAAUAAAAGCGAAAAAAGAUGCGAACUCAGACGGUGAUGACACAGUGGUGCACAAGAGCAGCGUUUGGGCACAUGAGGAUGAGCACCGCCAACGAAGACCUCGACGCUAUUUUCAAACAGAAGCGCUUACUCCGAACGCAGGUCCGAAAGACCCUCAAAGCCAUCGAUCCCUCUCUCAGAUCUCACCAAGAAAACGCCGUUCAAGACGUUGUUUUGGGAGCGCCGUGGUUCAAAUCCGCUCGCAGAUUGUGCGCCUACAUAAGCUGCGCCGCUCUACGCGAAGUCGACACGUACAAACUCCUGUCGCACAUUUUGCAGCAUGAUAAUGACGCUACUGGUGGGAAAAGAGUUUAUGUGCCACGCGUGGAGGAUAAGAACAGCCACAUGCGUAUGCUCCACAUUUCGCGGAUCGAUGAUCUUAUUGCCAACUCUAUGGACAUCUUAGAACCAGCUCCGGUUGAUGCUGAUGGAAAUCCGCGUGAAGAUGUUAUGCAGGCGAAUGAUCCAGUUGAUUUGUUCAUUUUACCUGGACUGGCGUUUGACAGAUCUGGAAGACGUUUAGGUCGUGGUGGAGGUUACUAUGAUACCUUCCUGAAGAAUUACCAAGACCUUGCAAAGACACGGAAUUGGAAGCAACCCUUAUUGGUUGCACUGUCAUACUCCGAACAAAUACUGGAUGAAGGAGUAAUACCUAUGACUUCAUCUGAUUUUCCAGUUGAUGCUCUUGUAUCUCCAGAAGGUGUGAUUCCGAUCAGUACAGCUGCCUUAAACAGAUUCUAGAGACGAGUGGACGUUCCCCUUUAGGCUCAAAUUUUAAAAACCAUUUGUAUUCAAUCCUCAACCUGAACUGUUCCUCUCUUAACCCCGCUCACCUUGCCCUACCUCAACCUUGCCACUUUUGAUUUGUUUUUUUGUUUAUGAUUAAUGGACUGGUCUUGUGGAUGGAUGUUUAAUUUAAUUGUUUUCUGAUUUGUUUUAUGGUUUAUGAAUGUUCUUGAGGAUUUAUGGACUGUUCUUGUGGAUGCAUGUUGGAUUACCCAGUGCUUGUUCUUCUGAUAAUCUUCUGUUUUUUUCCCUCUUUCUGGUUGAUGGGUCUACCAAGUCUAAAACAUUGUUAUAUUAUAAACAACUGUAUCUUAUAUAAGAUACAAUGCUUAAAAUUAAGCAACUCACCAUGCCACCUAGAUUCUCCCUGAUGGGGGAAAAAUUGAAGAUACAGUUGCAUGAGUUUAAGAUACAACCAUUGUGGAUGCUCUAGGAGCGUUGGUCUAAACACCUUUCAUUUUUUGCUAUGUUGAAUUCUAUCAAUUUGAGUCAUUUUAACUAAGUGAACAAUUCCAGAAUGGAUGUCUGACACUGGACUUUCAAAGCUGAUCCUUAUACUUUCAAUACUGCAUCUUCAAUAAAAUUUUGUGGUUUCUUAAGUGUCGGCACCAGAUAUUUGGAUCUGCGGUUUUGUGCAACAAUUAAAGGGUAACCAAUUGAUCAAGUGACACUGGACUGCCCUGAAUGAUUGGCAUCCAUCCUUAUUGGAAGUUUCAAUACACUGGACUGCCCUGUAAUGUUUGAACUAUGAAGUUUGAAGUUAACUUUCUUAAAGCACUCGUGUUUCAGCAGCAGUGGCUAUGCUUUAACUUAUUGUAUUGUUAAUUAUAGUGUUUAUUGGGCUAGCGAUAUUUCCCAAACUUUCUUGUUUCUUGGUUCUUGGUUCAAAACCUCGAAUAUCUUGCAUGCCCGAAGAGUCCCAUCAUCCCUUGAUGAAAGGGCAUAGGGAGUUAAAUGCCAUUUCAGAGCUAGUUAUUCAAAAAAAAAAAAAAUUGGACCAUUUAAUAGGUGUGAUGUCUAAUUUGUUGUGCGGAAAUUGGAAAUUGAGCUUGAUUGGAGUUGACCAACGAUUCACUAGCAAAUGAGUCGAAUAUUGUUUGGAAAAGGUUUGUUUGUCUUGUAUUAUUUGGUUAGAAUGUGACAAGUUAUCCGUACUGUGGUGGGAAACUUUUCCAUGCUAUAACCGUGAAUCAUUUUUUUUUCUUAA
This is a messenger RNA of Cajanus cajan (pigeon pea), 2076 nucleotides long. RefSeq names its product 5-formyltetrahydrofolate cycloligase (gene 5-FCL). Gene Ontology annotation, molecular function: 5-formyltetrahydrofolate cyclo-ligase activity. Lineage: Eukaryota; Viridiplantae; Streptophyta; Magnoliopsida; Fabales; Fabaceae. The record is from RefSeq and is a predicted model, not a curated record. Gene Ontology annotation, cellular component: mitochondrion. Gene Ontology annotation, biological process: tetrahydrofolate interconversion; folic acid-containing compound biosynthetic process.